This is a messenger RNA of Protopolystoma xenopodis, 330 nucleotides long. NCBI's taxonomy places the organism in Eukaryota, Metazoa, Platyhelminthes, Monogenea, Polystomatidea, Polystomatidae. The record is from the annotation of a GenBank genome assembly.
GAGCACCUCGGAAAAUGGGAUGUUAACCAACACUUUCAUGAGGAAGCCCUCUUCACGAUGGUAUCCUAUUGUGAAAACCAGCUUGAUUGCCGGCGAACCCAAAUGCUAGCCCAUUUUGGCGAGGCUUUUGAUGCGGCUCAUUGCUGCCUGAUUGUUGGCUGUCUUUGUGAUAACUGCCAACUAGCUGAUCGGCGUCGGUUAGCACAACGAGACGUCACUGAAGACGCUAAGCUCGUAGUCUCCGCUGUGCAGCACUUUUUCAAUUCCCGGCGUAAUGUCACCAUCAACUAUUGCAUCGAACUAUUUAGAGGUAAGCUCAACCUAGUUUGA